GUCUUCCGAAUUGCAGUGGCCCUAAGAUCCGAAGAUCCUUGCCUCUGCCUCUUUUAUCUGAUUCUGAAGCUAACGGGAAAAGGGUAAGGAUGGUGGAGGCUUUCUGUGCUACGUGGAAGUUGACGGACAGUCAGAAUUUUGACGAGUACAUGAAGGCUCUAGGUGUGGGCUUUGCCACUAGGCAGGUGGGAAAUGUGACUAAACCAACAGUGAUCAUCAGUCAGGAGGGGGACAAAGUGGUGAUCAGGACUCAAAGCACAUUCAAGAACACGGAGAUUAGUUUCCACCUGGGAGAAGAGUUUGAUGAAACCACUCCAGACGACAGAAACUGUAAGUCUGUUGUUAGCCUGGAUGGAGACAAACUUGUCCAUGUACAGAAAUGGGAUGGCAAAGAGACAAAUUUUGUAAGAGAGAUUAAGAAUGGCAAAAUGGUCAUGACUCUUACUUUUGGUGAUGUGGUUGCCAUUCGCCACUAUGAGAAGGCAUAGAAAACAUCCUGAUCUGGGGCUGGAGAAGUUCUACAAUCUUUCUGUUUACCCAAGUCUCAGUGCUCUACUGUUGUUACAGCAUGGCUGAUCACUAAUUAGAAGGUUAUCCUUGGUGUGGAGGUGGAAAAUGAUGACUUCAAAACUUGUUUUAAAGACUUGUUACUGCAAGCAAUCAAAGCCAUUUUUGAUCUGCAGAUUUAUCACAUUUUAUAAUUCCUAUUAAAAUUGUAAACUACUUUUUUUUUAAAAAUAAAGAAGGGAAUACAUUCUAUAAUUUCCAAUGGAAUGCAAAUCAAAUUGGAAUAAAAAUCUUACACCCAUGA
Messenger RNA from Lipotes vexillifer (Yangtze River dolphin), 811 nucleotides. It is a transcript of the gene FABP7, whose product is annotated as fatty acid binding protein 7. The record is from RefSeq and is a predicted model, not a curated record. Lineage: Eukaryota; Metazoa; Chordata; Mammalia; Artiodactyla; Lipotidae. The transcript is spliced from 4 exons. Gene Ontology annotation, molecular function: lipid binding. Bases 90 to 488 code for a protein of 132 amino acids.